AUGUUGAAACCGCUGGCUGGCCGUUUGGCACGGCGGCCAUGGAGAUUCCUCUUCCCUGGCCUCCUGAUCUUCUUCUUCAUAUACACCCUCUCGCAUCGGAGAGCAUCACAUCCGCAGGCGCCAGUUCACAAAGCGAAGACAAAGUCGUUUUUCCCGCCCCUCGAGACCAAAGCCGCCAAUUCCAUCGAGCUCGACUACUGCCAGAAUUUCCCUACAAAGCUACUCGAAGAGGUGCAGGUCGUCCUCAAGGUGGCCUCGGAUGGGGCACACGAGACCAAAGCACACCUCAGCACCGUGUCGAGCUGCAUCACGAACCUCAUCAUCGUGGGUGAUCGGGAAGAGCGAUUGGGCGACCGCCAUGUUAUCGACAUCCUCGCCGAACUCCCCAAGAGCUACCAAAAGGACAACGUGGACUUCCAAAUCUAUGUCGAGCACAAGAAGGCACACGAAGGCGGGGAGACGGUCAAGGAGCAGCAGCGGUCCUUCAAGCUCGACCGCUUCAAGUACCUGCCCAUGGUAGAUAAGGCAUACAUGACAAACCCCUCGGCAAAGUGGUUCGUCUUCAUUGAGUCGGACGUCUACUUCUUCUGGGACACCCUGUUCCGUCUGCUUAGCCAGCUCGACGCCUCGCAACCACACUAUCUCGGUGAACCGCACAAGGGCUCCGAGGGCCGCCAGUUUGCCUACGGUGGUGCAGGCUUUGUUCUCUCCCAGGGCCUCCUCAAGCAAUUGAUUCCAGCCAAGAGCCCAGGCUCGACCGACAUCCCGCGCGAGAACCGACUAGGCGUCAGGUACGAGCAGUGGGUCAAGGAGGAGCAGCGCGGCGACGCUGUCCUUUCCUAUGCCAUCCAAAACGCCACUGGACACAAGCUCGAGGCUAUGUAUCCGACAUUCGCAAGCGAUAAGCCCAAAGAUGUCACUACCACACGUGACAAGUGGUGCGUCCCGAUGCUCUCGCUGCAUCAGCUCAAGCCCCAGCAGAUGGAAGACUUGUGGAGAUGGGAGAGGACACGACCAUACAAUACUAAACCAUUCACCUACUCCUCGUUUCUCUCCUACACGCACAACUUCCUGUCACAGGGUCCCUCAAAGGAGUGGUGGGACAACCUCUCGCAAGCGCCCGUCCCCAACGACCGCCCCGCACACCGCAAUGCCGGCUCGUGCGGAUCAGAAUGUGCUAAUGAUGGCAACUGCCUGCAAUGGUCUUACUCUCAAACUGUGUGCCGCCAUGCCGACUACAUCAGGCUUGGGGAUGCUGUAGACAGGGAGAACGGCGGCCAAGGAGAGUUUGUUAGUGGUUGGGAUACCGGAAAACUACGCAACAUGGGCUUCGGUGUUGAGAGCGAAAACGGCCAGAGACAGUUCUACGAGGGCUGCAUCGAAGCCACAUGGCUGACCCCGCAGCAAGUGUAG
Molecule: messenger RNA, 1413 nt
Organism: Alternaria arborescens
Lineage: Eukaryota; Fungi; Ascomycota; Dothideomycetes; Pleosporales; Pleosporaceae
Exons: 2
Coding region: 1-1413 (470 amino acids)
Cellular component (GO): membrane
Molecular function (GO): glycosyltransferase activity
Source: RefSeq, a predicted model, not a curated record